UUCUCUUUUUUUUAAUCUCUAGCAGAGCGCUGACACACAAACAACGACUUCACUUUUGUCCCGGAGCGUUGUUUUCUAAUUUCUUCAGGUGUCGCUCUCCGCUUCCUUUUGGAUCCGUUUGGACUUUACGCACUGAUUCGGACCUGCGGCGCAUCGUGCCCUGGACGCUCCGACAUGGCGCGUUUGUUCCUGCCGUGUCUCCUGCUGCUCGUAUCGGUGCAGACGGCUCGCUCCUCCGGGGUCUUCGAGCUGAAGAUCGACUCGUUCACCAGCUCCCGCGGCAUCUGUCGCUUCCAGCCGCAGGACUGCCAGAUCUUUUUCCGCGUGUGCCUCAAGCACUCGCAGCACGUCAUCAACCCGGAGCCGCCGUGCACGUACGGCACCGCGCUCACGGAGAUCUUCGACUCCAACGCCAUCUCCGGGAGCGCGCCCAUCAGGGUGCCCUUUCACUUCAAGUGGCCGGGCACUUUCUCGCUGAUUAUUGAAGCCUGGAACGCGGAGUCUAAAGGUCUGGAGUCCACAGAGAACCAGAACAACCUGAUCAGCCGCCUGGCGACGCGCCGGAAGCUCACCGUGGCCGAGGAGUGGUCUCAGGACGUGGACUUCGGGAACCAGAGCGAGCUGCGGUACUCGUACCACGUGGUCUGCGACAAGUUCUACCACGGAGAGGCGUGCUCGGCCUACUGCCGGCCCCGGAACGACACCUUCGGACACUACACCUGCGACGACGACGGGAACCGGCACUGCCUGGAGGGCUGGAGGGGCGAUUACUGCUCGGACCCCAUCUGUGCGGCGGGCUGCAGCGAGGAACACGGAUUCUGCGAGCUGCCCGGCGAGUGCGUGUGCCGGCAGGGCUGGCAGGGCGAGCGCUGCGACGAGUGCGCCCGCCACCCGGGCUGCCUGCACGGGACCUGCCAGCAGCCCUGGCAGUGCAACUGCAAGGAGGGCUGGGGAGGCCUGUACUGCAACCAAGACCUGAACUACUGCACCAACCACAAGCCCUGCCAGAACGAAGCCUCCUGCACCAACACGGGCCAGGGCAGCUACACCUGCACCUGCCGGCCCGGAUUCACCGGCAAGAACUGCGAGAUCGAGACCAACGAGUGCGACAGCAACCCCUGCAAGAACGGCGGCAGCUGCAAAGAUCUGGUGAACGAUUAUUCGUGUGCGUGUCCUCAAGGCUUCUACAGGAAGAACUGCGAGAUCAGCGACAUGACCUGCGCAGACGAGCCGUGUUUCAACGGAGGGACCUGCAUGGAGAAGUCGACCGGCGGCUACAGCUGCCGCUGCCCGCCGAGCUACACCGGCUCCAACUGUGAGAAGAGGAUCGACCGGUGCAGCAGCAGCCCCUGUGCUAACGGUGCUCAGUGUUUGGACCACGGUAACCGGGUCACGUGUCGCUGCCGGCCGGGCUUCUCCGGCUCUCGCUGCGAGACCAACAUCGACGACUGCGCCAGCAAUCCGUGUCGCAACGCCGGCACCUGCGUCGACGGCGUCAACGACUUCACCUGCACCUGCACCCUCGGCUUCACCAGCAAGGACUGCUCGGUGCGCACCAGCCCCUGCGACCACUUCCCCUGCGACAACGGCGGCACCUGCUUCACCCACUUCACCGGGCCGGUCUGUCAGUGUCCAAAGGGCUUCAUGGGCGCCCGCUGCGAGUACUCGGUCGCCAUAUCGACCGUGCAACCCCCGCGGGACGACGACGCCCCUCCGGCGCUGAUCGCCGCCGUCGCUCUUGGUUUGGUGACGCUGUCGCUGCUGCUUUGCGCCGCCGUCCACAUCCUGCGGCAGCUCCGGCGGAGUCGGGAGCUGGCGGCGCUCUCCACAUCGGUGAAGAACGACCUGGAGACGGUGAACAACCGUAACGCCGUGAUCGGAGGAGGAGGACCGAACAACGGGGUCUUACCCGGGGCGCCGCUGGGCAGCCUGAAGGAGAAGGAGGCGCUACUCAUCCCCGGAGGUCACCUCAAAGUGUCCAAUAAGGACGCGGCGCUGGUGGACAAGGGCGGCGACAACGUGUCCAUGUUUAAAAACAAAAUGGCCGACUGUAACCUGGCGAAGGAGGAGCAGCGUCUGGACAAGAACAAGUUUGACCUUAAGAAAUGUGACUCUCCCGUCAUCGUCCCUCCUCUCAGUUUUGCAAAGGAAAGCCUGUAUCACUCAGUGUUCAUCAUCCCGGAGCAGAUGGAGCAGUGUGUGUUUGCUACUGAGGUAUAACCUCGAGUUUUCAGACCGCCAGCGGAGAAACUCUUUCGCUGGAGGCCUGAAACCUUUUCUGUCCAGGACAGAACACCCAGAGGAUCUAUUCUACACACAUGUUUUUAUUUAAUAUUUAUUACUGCUGCUCAAUGGAAACAAACAGAAAGAAAUGACUUGUGGUUUUUUUUUAUUUUUAAUUUUUUAUUCUGCUUUGAUACUGACAAUGUUCGGAUGACAAUGACGAGAGAAUGGAGGAAAGACUGAAUGUCCGGCGCCAUUUGCACUAUUUAUCUUUUUUUUUAACUUUAAAGCUUAAUAUAAUUUUCUGCCAGUCUGUCCUGUUUUAAUCUUCCUUUGGAUCAAACAAGACGUGAGUUGUCCACCAAUCGGAAAGACCGGUGCCUUAGCUACGCUCCCUAAUCAUUGUGGCAACGUUUUCACGAUCGGUUUCCCAACAAGAUGUCAAUCAGAUCUCCAGAGGACCUGCUUACAGCACCGGGAGACCCAACUCUUUGUUUUAGGUCAAACAACCUGAACUUUUCUACGGAUAAUUUGUCGGAACUGGAUAUUUUGUGAGUGACUUUUUCAAUCAUCUUGCCGUCCUGUUUGUUGUAUAUUGUUGUUGUUUUUUUUUUAGUUUCUUUGGAAGUGAAACGUCACGCCGUGGCCUGUAGGAAGAAGAACGUCCGCCUUACAAUCACCGUCCAAACCUACGAACUCUCAAGUGCCUCUUUUUUUAAAAUCAGCAAAAAGACUUAAAGCCAGAACCGGCAGAAUCUACUGAAAGAAAGGGAGACUUUUUGUAUUCGUGUUUCGUUUUACAAGCCCAGAAAUCUCCUCCAGGAACGAGCCUUUGUCCUGGUGUUUGAGCCUCUCCGGUCGUCUAAUCCCCAGACUUUAGGACUAAACGAGGAAGAACUUCUGUCAACAAUCAGCUGUUUUCAUGAGUCGGAUUACCGUUUUUCCACUCGUCUUCCUGCCUUUUUCCGCCGUCGCAGGUCGCACAGAUCUUAUUUUUCUAUGAAUCAGAAAGACUUGCUUCUUCUCUGCUGCCUUUAUCGACAAGUAAAAGAUAAACACUCGUGAUGUUCUGCAUCCGGGUGGGAAAAAAAAAAAGGUUUGUAUCCGUGAAGGACUCCAAAGAGAGUUUUUAUUCCAUCUCUUUUUUUUUUUUUUAAUCCAUUUUGAUACCAAAAAUCUGUGUUUCUUCCUGUGUAGUCGUGUCUUUGUGUUAUCUUGGUUAAUUUAAGGAGACAAUGCAAUGUGUACAUAUCCUCCAGAAGACGCUUUUCCUAUUUAAUUUUGUGCUUUUGUACAUAAUUUUUGUUUUUUGUUUUUUUUGUAUUUAUGAAAGAGAAUUGUAUAUAUGUCUAUGUUAUUGUGCCUCAUGUCUCAGUCAGAAUCAAGAAAUAUAUAUUUUUCAUAAAUAAAUUAGGAAAGGAAA
Messenger RNA from Stegastes partitus (bicolor damselfish), 3646 nucleotides. It is a transcript of the gene dlc, whose product is annotated as deltaC. The record is from RefSeq and is a predicted model, not a curated record. Gene Ontology annotation, biological process: establishment or maintenance of epithelial cell apical/basal polarity; heterophilic cell-cell adhesion; multicellular organism development. Gene Ontology annotation, molecular function: calcium ion binding. Gene Ontology annotation, cellular component: plasma membrane; protein-containing complex. Bases 175 to 2220 code for a protein of 681 amino acids. Lineage: Eukaryota; Metazoa; Chordata; Actinopteri; Pomacentridae. The transcript is spliced from 10 exons.